Suillus subalutaceus is the source of this 1626-nucleotide messenger RNA. RefSeq names its product BING4CT-domain-containing protein. Gene Ontology annotation, molecular function: protein binding. Gene Ontology annotation, biological process: maturation of SSU-rRNA from tricistronic rRNA transcript (SSU-rRNA, 5.8S rRNA, LSU-rRNA). Bases 1 to 1626 code for a protein of 541 amino acids. The record is from RefSeq and is a predicted model, not a curated record. The transcript is spliced from 10 exons. NCBI's taxonomy places the organism in Eukaryota, Fungi, Basidiomycota, Agaricomycetes, Boletales, Suillaceae. Gene Ontology annotation, cellular component: 90S preribosome; nucleolus; small-subunit processome.
AUGGCGCCUGUAGAUGCCUUGUUUGUCAAGGCACAAACUACCACCCUGCCAAAAUCUCUUCGUCCUACCGCUCCACCACCAGACAAUGUGCCAAAGCACAAGCACGCAGCACAUGCUGCCCGUUCAAAAGCGCUUGUCGAAGAUGCUGAACUAUUGCUGACGAGCGAGGCAGGGAAAAUGCAGGUGGAGACCGAGCUGGAACGAACUUGGAGAAUAGGCCAGGAUGAUAUUGUGGAAAGUGCCGGUCAGGAGGCUGCCAAGGGACGACGAGAGCUGAAGUUGGAUGGUGGUCCAUAUCGCUCGAGAUACUCGAGGAAUGGCAGGCAUCUUGCUAUUGUUGGCAACAUGGGUCAUGUCGCGACUUUUGACUGGCAAACAGGAACCAUGCAUGCCGAGCUUCAGCUGCAGGAAACAUGUCGCGAUAUUACAUUUUUGCAGGAUCAGUCAUUCUUCGCGGACCGUAAUGGUGUCGAGCUACACCGAUUGAAGGCUCACAUUGAACCCACGCGACUCGAAUUUCUUCCACAUCACUGGUUGCUCGCUAGUGUGGGAAACAACGGAUUUCUAAAAUAUCAAGACACCUCUACAGGUCACAUCGUCGCUGAGCAUCGUACAAAGCUCGGGGCAUGCCAUACACUCGCACAGAAUAAACACAACGCGGUGCUACACCUUGGUCACUCCAAUGGCGUUGUCACCCUCUGGACGCCAAACAUCCCACAUCCUGCUGUACAAAUUCUAGGCACAUCUCGUGUCGAUCCGAGUUCUGGUGGGCGCUAUAUGGCGACGUCAGGCCAGGAUGGCGUCGUAAAGGUCUGGGACUGCCGAAAUUGGAAGGGUACUGUGCGGGAAUGGACGACAAGAGGUGGCAGCCCUGAGCUGGAAUGGAGUGCAAGGGGUGCGUUAGGUGUGGCAGUAGGUGGGAGUGUCAAUGUAUACACAAAACCGUCAAUACAGACCCCGCACGCAGCCAAAGCCCCGCCACCUCUUUACCUCACACACCCAAUACCACAUCGACCGCUUACCUCGGUGCGGUUUUGCCCCUUCCAAGAUAUCCUUACGAUCGGACACAAUGCUGGUCUGUCGAGCAUUCUUGUGCCUGGGGUUGGCGAACCAAACUUCGACAGUACGGAAGCCGAUCCAUUCGAGAACAAGAAGGCAAGAAGGGAAAGGGAAGUUAAGGGUCUAUUGGACAAGGACAUGAUCUCACUUGACCCAGAUUUCGUUGGAGCCCUUGCACCGCCAACAAAAUUAACGACUGCUGUCAAUGACACACAUGAUAUUCCCUUCGCUCGUCUUCCUCGCCUCGAACGACUACGUAUCCAGGGUAAAGCAGAUGAAACGGAGCUCGUUGAUGAUGACGACGAGGAUGCUGCUGAAGGUGACGGCGACAAGAAUGAUAAACCACAGUCACGAGCGGAGAAGGAGAAGCGGAAAAUGCGCAGCAAGGGCAAGAGUCUCAAAAGAUACCUCCGGAAGCAACGCAAAAAUGUCAUCGAUCCUACUGCGGUCGCCAUUCGUGCAAAAUCGGAGAAGCAGCGGGAGGAAAAGCGCGUGGCAAAGGCCAUCGAGAAUGGUCAGAUAGAGGCGCGCAAACCAUCGGCGCUUGAUCGAUUUAGACGACCGUGA